GUAAAUACGCUCCGGGACAUUAUACACGUCGUCGGCGUAUCACCCGAAUUUUGUUUUGAGCAUAUUAUAUCAAAUUAUGUGCACGUAAAUAGAGGCGGUGUAUACACGAAGCCGUACAUCGACCGCGGUGGAAACGGUAGUGAAAUGGAUCGGCACGUUAGCGUUACCAAAAUCCGGAAGUGGUCACUGGUCAUCGUGACCCUGAUAUUAUGCAUGUAUGUCCAAAUGGCUUCAUUAGCACCAUGCUGUGGUGGCUGUGGAGGCUGUGGAAGCUGUGGCUUUGGUGCAAAACUUAAAAUUAAAAUUAAAAUUGUGAUUUAGAUAUUUCUAAAAAAUAUUUUAAAUUUUUAAUGAUUUAUCAUUUUAUAUAUGGUUAUAUAAUUAAUUUUUUAAGAUGUUUCAAGUAACAUCA
Rhopalosiphum maidis (corn leaf aphid) is the source of this 412-nucleotide messenger RNA. RefSeq lists its product as uncharacterized. The record is from RefSeq and is a predicted model, not a curated record. The annotation marks the transcript as partial. The transcript has 2 exons. Lineage: Eukaryota; Metazoa; Arthropoda; Insecta; Hemiptera; Aphididae.